AUGGCGUCCACGAACAUCCCCGAAGGAUUCCUCGGAAAUCUCACCACAGACCAACAGAAGAAACUCGAGCAGUUAUGGACUAUCAUCUUGAGUCUGUCCGACGCCCUGACAUCCACCACAACAGACACAAAUGAGUCUCAGCACCGACGCAACUCCUCCCUCGCUCGGACAAACACGAGCGCCUCAAAGGGCAGCACCGCCACUACCCCCGCUUGCUCUGCUCAAGUCUCUCAGCACCUCCAGGGGCUCGGGCUGCACGCCCCUGAAAUCAAACAAGUGCAACACAUCCGGACCCAGAUUACACCCGAGGAAAUUCGAGAUGGACUCCUGAGCACCACGAAGCACGAUCACCCAGAUGUGCUGCUGCUGCGCUUCCUGCGCGCGCGCAAGUGGGACGUCAACAAGGCCUUCGUCAUGAUGCUGGAUGCCAUCCUGUGGCGCAUGAAGGAGUUCCACGUCGACGAAGAAGUCAUCGCCAAGGGCGAGCUGCAUGCGCUCAAGGCGUCGCGCGACACCUCCAACGCUGUUGCCGCAAAGAAUGGCAAGGACUUUCUGGCGCAGAUGCGUAUGGGAAAGGCGUACGUGCACGGUGUCGAUAAGCUGGGCCGGCCCAUCGUCGUGAUCCGGGUCAAGCUGCAUAAGCCCGGUGCGCAGAGCGAAGAGACAUUGAAUCAAUUUAUUAUCCACGUUAUCGAGUCCGUGCGGCUGUUGCUGGUGCCGCCGGCGGAGACUGCUGCUGUUGUCUUCGACAUGACCGGAUUCGGUCUCUCGAACAUGGAAUAUCCGCCCGUCAAGUUCAUCAUUAAAUGCUUUGAAGCAAACUACCCCGAGUCACUGGGGGUGCUGCUCAUUCACAACGCACCAUGGGUGUUCUCAGGUAUCUGGCGCCUCAUCAAAGGCUGGAUGGAUCCCGUCAUUGUCUCCAAGAUCCACUUCACCAGGACCAUUGCCGAUAUGGAGAAGUUCAUUCCCCGCGACCAGAUCGUCAAGGAACUCGGCGGGUCCGAGGACUGGACGUACGAGUACGUGGAGCCAGACGAGAACGAGAAUGACCGCAUGGAAGACACAACCGCGCGUGAUGCUCUGCUGGCCCAACGCGCCAGCAUCGGCGACGAGCUACUCAACGCCACCUCCAAGUGGGUCACGGCCAUCAAGAACAAGGACGAGGAGGAGACGGCAGCUGCCAAGGCUCAUCGGGAUGAGUUGAUUGAGCAGUUGCGGUCGAAUCACUGGCAGCUAGACCCGUACGUGCGUAGUCGGAACUAUCUGGACCGAACGGGGGUGAUCAAGGAUGGAGGUAAGAUCGACUUCUACCCCAAGAGUCAACCUCAGUCGGAUGUUGAGGUGGCCAAGGUCGUGGAGGUCGAGCAUGUGGAACAGACUCAGGCGCAGGUUGUUAAUGUCUGA
Molecule: messenger RNA, 1407 nt
Organism: Aspergillus viridinutans
Lineage: Eukaryota; Fungi; Ascomycota; Eurotiomycetes; Eurotiales; Aspergillaceae
Product: CRAL-TRIO domain-containing protein
Exons: 3
Coding region: 1-1407 (468 amino acids)
Source: RefSeq, a predicted model, not a curated record